Molecule: messenger RNA, 1676 nt
Organism: Drosophila navojoa
Lineage: Eukaryota; Metazoa; Arthropoda; Insecta; Diptera; Drosophilidae
Gene: laza
Product: lazaro
Biological process (GO): phospholipid dephosphorylation; phospholipid metabolic process; signal transduction
Cellular component (GO): plasma membrane
Molecular function (GO): phosphatidate phosphatase activity
Source: RefSeq, a predicted model, not a curated record
UCAGAUUAUACUCCGAGUUAACUCCGAAUCAACGCAAUCAUGCGCACGUUCAAGCGCGGCUUCUUCUGCUCGGAUCUGUCCCUGCGCUACCCAUACCGCGAGUGCACCAUCACAGUGCCCAUGCUGUUGGUAAUGAUGCUGCUGCUGCCGAUGCUCUUCAUCAGCGUGGUGGAGAUAAUGCGCCGCUGCAGGCACCUGCGCAUGCGGAAAUACCUGCGCAAUCUGUGGCGCUCGCAGGCGACGUUCAGCUUCGGCUUCAUCGCCACCUUCCUGACCACGGAGCUGGCCAAGCACGUGGUGGGCCGACUGCGUCCGCAUUUCUACAGUGCCUGCCAGCCGCGGCUGCACGACGGCUCGAGCUGCGCGGAUGCCCACAAUGCGGACGUGUACGUGCAGCAGUUCUACUGCAGCAACCGCAACCUCUCCUCGCAGCAGAUACGCGAGCUCCACGUGAGCUUUCCCAGCGCGCACAGCAGCCUCAGCUUCUACUCCAUGUGCCUGCUGGCCUUCUACGUGCACAGUGUAUGGCAGGGGCGGGGCAGCGUGCGCGUCAUGCGCCACAUACUCCAGUUCCUGCUGCUCAUGGCCGCCUGGUACGUCUCGCUGAGCCGCGUCGCCGACUACUGGCACCACUGGUCGGACGUGCUGGCGGGCGCCUUACUGGGCGUCGUCUAUGCGACGAUCACGGCUAUUUAUGUGGGCGAUCUGCUGCAUGUGCGACCCCACGCGGCCAGUCCCGUUGCGCCGACCAUCUGCACUGGCUGCCACCAUCGACACCGCCAUCGGCACCACCAUCUCCACCGCCAGCUGCUGGCCGAGAAUAACAAUUCGACGGCUUCGACCAAGGUGCACUUCUUAGCAGGCGCUGCGGUUGCGGCUGCGGCUGCGGCUUCCGACACGGCCGCGUCGCUGGACUAUGGACUCAACUACGUCGAUGAUCAGGCCGAUCACGAUAUCGACCACGCAGUCAACGUCGACUGCGACUGCGACGGCAGCAACGGCAACGAUGGCAGCGAUGGCAGCGACAGCGACAGCUAUAAUAAGUCGCCCACAUCACGUUCAGCAACGCCACCGCCCAGUGGAGCAGUGCUGCCGUUGAGCCUGCCGAAUGCUGUCUAAGCCGACAGAUCUGGCAGAGAUGGGGUCUCAUAGGCUGAAGCUAUUUCGACUAUUUUUCCAUUAGAAAUCGAAGCUAACCAAAAUGUGAUAAGCGCGCGGCGCACUGUUUACCUGAUAUGCACAUGCCGCAUGCCGUUAAUGAUUUACGAAAUCCGACGUUGUGCAACGGCCGCUCGCACCGUGGGCAUGGAACGCGAACGGCGACUCAAAAUAAUUCUUAUCAAAGCGCUCAUGCACAGAUGUCCAGCACUUCGUCCUCAUAGCGACUCUUCAGUAGCUCAGCCCGCGCUCUCAGCGCUUCGCAAUCACAUCCAUUGUAGAGUGGCCCGAAUCAGAGAUAUACUGGCUCAGCGGCAGCAACUCCUUCGGCGCUUGGCGGCUGCCGCUUGUUUGUUAGUAAACAAUGCCGCAGCUGCCGCUUUGAAGUGAGCAGAUGGCGGCCUGCUGCAGCGUGCGGCUGCCCAAUCAGCUGAUACAAUCUUCAGGCAGCGUCGUCGACGUCGACGUUCGCGUCGAAUAGUUUCGAAUGCCUUGCGAUAGCCACUGAGUCGAUAAGG